GCAGCAGCGGCGGCGUUGGGGUCGGCGAGCUUGGCUGCUACAGGUCCCGCAGCGGCGCCCGCGAGGGACCCGGGCCUCGGGUGGAGGAGGAGGUGCGGGGCGGCGGCGCUUGGCGAUGGUGGGCGUCCCCGGAGCGUCCGCCUUCCAGCUUGGUGCUGACAAAAGGGUGCCAGCAAUGCCUGGAUCGCCUGUGGAAGUGAAGAUACAGUCAAGAUCCUCACCUCCCACCAUGCCACCCCUCCCACCAAUAAAUUCCGGAGGACCUAGGCCAGUGUCAUUCACUCCUACAGCAUUGAGCAACGGCAUCAACCAUUCUCCUCCCACCCUGAAUGGUGCCCCAUCACCACCACAGAGAUUCAGCAAUGGUCCUGCCUCUUCCACAUCAUCUGCACUAACAAAUCAACAGUUGCCAGCCACUUGUGGUGCCCGGCAGCUCAGCAAGUUGAAACGUUUCCUCACCACUCUGCAACAGUUUGGCAAUGAUAUCUCACCUGAGAUUGGGGAGAAGGUGCGGACUCUUGUUCUAGCACUGGUGAACUCAACAGUAACAAUUGAAGAAUUCCAUUGCAAGCUCCAAGAGGCUACAAACUUUCCUCUCCGUCCUUUUGUUAUUCCAUUCCUCAAGGCGAACCUGCCUCUGCUGCAGCGAGAACUGCUGCACUGUGCUCGGGCCGCCAAGCAGACACCAUCCCAGUACCUGGCUCAGCAUGAACACCUUCUGCUCAACACAAGUAUUGCAUCCCCUGCUGACUCUUCUGAGCUGCUCAUGGAGGUGCAUGGAAAUGGAAAGAGGCCCAGUCCAGAGAGGCGGGAAGAGAGCAGUUUUGAAAGAGAUACAAUUCCUCCUGAGCCUCCUGCCAAGAGAGUGUGUACCAUUAGCCCUGCUCCCCGGCACAGUCCUGCCCUGACUGUGCCCCUCAUGAAUCCUGGGGGCCAGUUCCAUCCUACUCCUCCACCUCUUCAGCACUAUACCUUAGAAGAUAUUGCAACUUCCCACCUAUAUCGUGAACCCAACAAGAUGCUAGAACAUCGAGAAGUUCGUGAUAGACACCACAAUCUUAGUCUAAAUGGAGGCUAUCAAGAUGAGUUGGUAGACCACCGUUUGACAGAAAGGGAAUGGGCUGAUGAAUGGAAACAUCUUGAUCAUGCCCUGAACUGCAUUAUGGAAAUGGUAGAGAAAACAAGGCGCUCCAUGGCAGUCCUGAGGCGCUGUCAGGAAUCAGAUCGUGAAGAACUCAACUACUGGAAAAGACGAUACAAUGAAAACACAGAGAUGAGGAAAACAGGGAGUGAGUUGGUCUCCAGGCAGCACAGUCCCGGGAGCGCAGAUUCUCUCAGCAAUGAUUCUCAGCGGGAAUUCAACAGUAGGCCAGGAACAGGAUAUGUACCUGUGGAGUUUUGGAAAAAAACUGAAGAAGCUGUGAAUAAGGUGAAAAUUCAGGCCAUGUCAGAAGUACAGAAAGCCGUUGCUGAGGCAGAGCAAAAAGCCUUUGAAGUGAUUGCUACCGAGAGAGCUCGGAUGGAGCAGACAAUAGCGGAUGUCAAACGGCAGGCCGCAGAGGACGCCUUUCUCGUCAUAAACGAGCAAGAAGAGUCGACGGAGAACUGCUGGAACUGUGGCCGCAAAGCCAGUGAGACCUGCAGUGGCUGCAAUAUCGCACGAUAUUGCGGCUCUUUCUGCCAGCAUAAGGAUUGGGAGCGCCACCACCGCCUCUGUGGCCAGAACCUGCACGGCCAGAGUCCCCACAGCCAGAGCCGGCCACUGCUUCCUGGAGGGAGGGGCUCCUCAGCCCGGUCUGCCGACUGCAGUGUGCCAAGUCCAGCCCUGGACAAGACCUCAGCAACCACCUCGCGCUCCUCAACACCUGCCUCUGUGACAGCCAUUGACACCAACGGACUCUGAGCCCCAGACUCACUUCCCCUGAUGACCUCACAGCACGACAGACUCUGCACGGGAGGCUGGCUGCUUGAACCAGUGCAAGUAGCUGUUGCGUCAUCAUCAAGAGAAGUGGAGGCAGGAAGACUUCAAGCCCCAGCAAGCACUGCUCCCCAGCCUCUCCAGACACUUGCCGCAGUUUCC
This is a messenger RNA of Kogia breviceps (pygmy sperm whale), 2080 nucleotides long. RefSeq names its product CBFA2/RUNX1 partner transcriptional co-repressor 2 (gene CBFA2T2). Gene Ontology annotation, cellular component: nucleus. The record is from RefSeq and is a predicted model, not a curated record. Lineage: Eukaryota; Metazoa; Chordata; Mammalia; Artiodactyla; Physeteridae. Gene Ontology annotation, biological process: DNA-templated transcription; negative regulation of DNA-templated transcription. Gene Ontology annotation, molecular function: transcription corepressor activity.